AGACUGGUAUUUUUUGUGUUGUCGAACAUUGUUUUCGACCAGCACCGCUCUCCGCUGAUUUCAUUGUACUCUAAUUUUUCAAGUUUCUUGUAAUUUAAAACGAAUGCUGUGACUUCCGGACUCUUUUGAUACCGCCCCAGUAUCCGUCUGGUCUAAUUAAGCUACUAGAAAUGGAAGUGGAAAACGGCCAGGUCGAACAUUUUAACGAAGCGUCGGAUACCGGUGACAAAAUGGCGUCUGCGAAUCGUAGCGAAAAUGCCAAUAUUGAGACUUCUGCGGCGUCGUCGGAUCACGAGCUGAAAAUCAUGGAUGUAGAAGGCUCAGUUAUAGCAGAGGACUUGCCUGAGGAAAGGGUACCCAUGGUAAUUUUAGUGGAUGACGAUGACGAUGAUGACCAAAGGGUUGAAGAAAGGCCGGCGCAAGGAGAGCACGAUUUGGUGGAUACAGACAUUGACGAGGAUCAUGUUCCGAUGGUGGCAGAGCUUCAAUCGGCUCUUAACAAUCCUGAUGAGAAGCCACUAGAUGACAACCAACCAGCAGAGCCAGAACCGGAGGGGGACAACGUUUCCACCAAGACGGAACCCAGCAGCGAUGCAGAAAGCAAUCACUCGUACGCUGAUCCGAUGGGUUUGUUGGAACGCCUUGAUACCCAAGACGCCGAAAGCCAGGACGACGAAGAUGACUUCAGUAUGGACGACAGCAGUAAUGAAAAGUCACUGAUCACCCGCAAGAAGAUGCCCCGCGCCAAACGAUGGCUUCUCUGGAUGAAGCGCUGGCCAUGGAUUCUGCACGAAGACUCUGAUGGCACCUAUGCAUUUUGUCUUUACUGCAACAUGAACAUCAAUGUUAACAACCGCUCCAAGCACAUCCAGCAACAUAACAUGUCGCUAUACCAUCAGGAGCGGGAGUGCAACUACGUUGCUUUCAAGAAGAGCGAGGAGCAGGCGCGUGGAACAACCAGUGACAUCGAAGUGAAGCAUGAGUUCGGAACGAACAGCUACGUGGCCGCAAUGAAGCAGAAGCGCGUAAGUGAGAUCGAAGCCUUCAACAACUUUAACUGGCUUCGCUGGCUCCGCUGGCAUCCCUGGCUGGAGAGAGCUCAGCCGACAGGAACUGUCGGUAUGUGCCGAGUGUGCAACGUGCGUAUGAAUGUGGAGUUUGUUUAUUUGCGGAAGCGGCAUGAGGCUUCCAAGUGUCAUUUGGAGGCGGUCCGACAGUACGAGUCUGAUAAACCCAACCGCAAGCGAAAACGGAGUAGCAUCGCUGAAGCAGGAGAACAAUCAUCGGAACAGCAGCCGAGUGGUGAACCGGAGCAGGAGGAGGAAGAUACAACUGUUGUGAUGAUGAAUGGCGAGAUAAAUGCCAACGAUGAUCCUGGUCGGUGGUGCGAACUCAUUCCAGAUACCAGUCCCCAGCAGUGCCGAUGCACUCUCUGUAACUGCCGCAUGGUCAUCACUAGCUUCCUGCGCCACUGCAAGGCCAAGAUACACUGUCAGAAUACUUUAGAAAACCAACAGAAGCGUCCUUUGCAACGCGGCAUCUGGUCGGUCUACGCCGAUGUUCAUCCCUGGAUGGUAGCUGAUCCAGAAGAGCCCACUAUCGCCUACUGCAGUGUUUGUCAAAAGCGUUUUAUGUACGGAAACUCCGAAAUAAAGCGUAAGAAUCACGAGAAAUCGGAAAAGCACUUAGCUGCGGUGGGCUCCUCCAAGGCAACCCGCGAAUUUAUCUUUGAAGAAGGUGAUGAUGAAGCGAAUCAGGCAGAAGAGCCGGUGGCCGAUGGGGAGUUCGAAGUACCCGCCGAUAUAGGAGCUCCUUCGGAUACCGAAGCCAGCGAGGACUACAACAACGUCACCGACGACAACUGGUCCGAGACACAACGAGCCAAAAAGAAUUCUUCUAGGAACGUCGGGGAACAAAGAAAGGCGAAAAUCCGUGCCGGAAUUCGUUUCUAUCCGUGGCUCUGCUACUCCAAGGAUAGAAAAAUCCAGCUGUGCAAGUUCUGUCGCGUGCGUUUCCACAAUGAUGCCGCCAAGGCGCGCCACGAGUUCAGCGCUCGACAUCAAAAGCUAGUAAAGCAGUAUAAGGCUCGACAGGCGCUUUUGCCACCGGCUGAGAAAGAUGCCCAGGAAGAUGAGGACGAGGAACAGAGCAACACGGACUCUGGCACCGUAGACACCGAAAAACUACUGAAGCAGGUUAGACCCUCUACCUCCAAGGCCUUCGCGAAGCCCAUUCCGGCCACAAUAAAGGGUAAGGUGAUGGUUUGGAAGGCUCGUUUUCCGUGGCUCUCGUACAAGAAGAGCGAGGAGCGGCGCAACUAUGGAUGGUGUAAGCUCUGUGAAGUUUCGGUAUUCAUACCGACCUCAAAGUUUGCCUCGAAACACCAACGCUCCAGCCGACACAUUCGCUUGCGCAUCGAACGCAAGAAAGCCGGAGCAGGUUCUCCUGAGCCUGCGUCUUCAAAGAACUCUGAUAACAUCUCUGCUGCGGUGGCCACAGCUGCUGCGCUAACAACUGGCGAAGCGAAGCACAAAGCAGCCAUGGCGGAGCUACAGGCCAAGUACAAUUGGCUGGAACCUGAUUCCAACGACGAGAACCAUUGCCACUGCCGCAUUUGUGAAACCCGUCUGCCCAUCAAGCUUUUCUUUUUGCGGCAGCACGAUUCCUCGCGUAAGCACUCCGAAAACCUCGAAAGGCAAAAGGCUGCCGCUGUGCCCCCUCCAGCGGCAUCUCAUUCCACCUCAGAGGCUACUGCCGAGGCCGAGGUGCCGGAGUCCGGCAUGGAAGUCGACAAGGAGAGUGACGCCGAUCUGAGUCUAAGAUCCGAUGGCAGUACUGCAGAGCCCCCGUCUAAACGUUCCCGGUCGAUGGAAGUACGCCGUAUUCUGCGCGCUCUACGAGACUCCAUGGGGAAGCGGCACGAUGAGCGUAGCCAGCUAGACAUGGCCAAGGACAUGAUCUGUUCAUCCUUUGACAUAGUUUCACGCCUGAGAACCCUCGAGCGGGAGGCAGCGCCCCCUCCACCAAUUCAAUCGAAUGAUGUCUCCACUAAAGCUCCAGAGCAACGACAUGUAGUGGAUCUAUUUUUUGAUAGUAUUGCUCCCACUAUGAAAGCACUGCCAGCCGAUCUGGCGGCUGAAGGAAAGGCCAAGAUAAUGCAGUUAGUGUGCGGGUUGGAGGUCAAAGCCAUGCAAAGAAAUUCCGCUUUACCUGGCUGCAGUUCUGGAUCCGGAUCGUCCGGCAUUGCAUCGGCGACAGAAUCAUCGCCACCAGCUGUAUCUCCAGUAGCUGCUAAGGCACCUAAUCCAGAUCGAGGGCAGAUCAAUGUUAUAACCAUACCCGAUGAUGAUCAAAAAACCCAAAACAACAAUGAACCGGAGGCAAGCCACCCAAAACACAGGAGAAGUACAGGAACUUUUCACCCAGUAGCCCUCAAUGGUAACCACAACGAGGUGGCAGAGAACCUGCGGCGCAUGCUGAACAAUACCCAAGUGAAGUUGACGAAUCGACAGGAUCCGGAGGCUGUUCGUUGUGUGCCACUAGACAAGCUCACUUCGAUGGGACGCAUCAACGGUCGGCAUUCAUUAGAGGCAACCUCAAACCAACCGACAGACUUGAGUAACGGCAACGCCGUGUCCACCCUGAGGCAGAUACGCGUUAACAAUAAUAAUAACUCCAAGAUUAUGAAUUCACCAAAACCAAUGCCACAACCACAGUUGCAGCCGCCGCAACAACAUCCACAUCAGCACAUGCAGCAGCAAAUGCAACAACAUCCGCAACUUCAGCAACAACUCCAAUCAUCUUCACCCAUGAUACGCAACAAUUUGACCAGCAAUGGAGCACAGCUGUCUCCAUAUAGGGGAAUGAUGAACCACAACCGCAGGCCAUAGAAUUUAAAGUAUAUAUUGUUAAUCCCCCAUUUAUAGCUCUUAAGUUCGUCACUGUCAUUUAUUUAAUUACCCUAAUCCAGGCGGAUUCUGAUUCGGAAUUUGUGUAUGUUACAAAAGUUUUAAGUUUAAAGACAAAAACGUAUUUUUCUUACGAUCCUUUCUAGAUUUAUACAAAAUAUGCACACGAUCAUCCACACUUUCUAGUUUGACCACCAAAAUGAAUCUAAUUGUUUGGAGAAUUGCAUGUUUUCCUUUUUUUUUUCGAACCCAUCGGGGUUUUGUUUGAGAAACAUUCCCGCCCAGUAAAAAUAAUUUAAAAUUGUUAUAAGCACUCAAAAUAUUGGAUCAACCUAUUUAGUUUACUGACUUUUGCGAAGUCCAAAUAUAAUUAAACUGUAUGUCUUUCAAUUA
Messenger RNA from Drosophila bipectinata, 4301 nucleotides. RefSeq names its product Suppressor of variegation 3-7 (gene Su(var)3-7). The record is from RefSeq and is a predicted model, not a curated record. Gene Ontology annotation, cellular component: cytoplasm. NCBI's taxonomy places the organism in Eukaryota, Metazoa, Arthropoda, Insecta, Diptera, Drosophilidae. Gene Ontology annotation, molecular function: DNA binding.